Molecule: messenger RNA, 4672 nt
Organism: Nycticebus coucang (slow loris)
Lineage: Eukaryota; Metazoa; Chordata; Mammalia; Primates; Lorisidae
Exons: 4
Coding region: 1894-2814 (306 amino acids)
Source: RefSeq, a predicted model, not a curated record
CCCAAGCCCCAUGCCCUGAUUAGUUCUUCUGUUUGAGGGAAGAACAGUGAUCCCGUUGAGGCUGCGUAUCAAUGCCCAUUCUCAGAUGGCCUAGCAGGUGCCAGCUGUACCCUCUUCCCUCCAUAGCUCUUUCAGUGUGUCCUAACAGCAAAAACAAAUAAUCAUAUCCCCCACAAUAAAAUCAUCAUUAUAAUAAAAACACCAUUUUUACUAAUUUUUACACCAUUUUUACUAAUUUGAGCAUUUACUAAUUUCCAAGCUCUAAGCAUGCUGCUUGACUAUACCAACCCACGUAACUCCCAAAUUGGGUAGAGACUGGCACACAGUUAAGUGACAAUAGAUUCAGUACUGAUCCUUGAAUCUGCCCCUCGCUGGGUGUCUGGUCUGAUCCAGUUCUAGAUUUGGUGGGAACGGGAGUUUCAUAUGUACUCACAGAAAAGUCUGCAGACGGCAGCCUGGUCGUGUGCAUGCUCCAGCUGCCACAGAGAGUCUCCAGGGGCGUGCCAGAAAGGAGAGGGGCUCAGGGACAUGGAUGGGGCAGAACUUGGAGGACAGCCACCAAAAUGGAGGCGCCAAGGGGAGGCAGUGAUGUGCAGGGCAGCAUCCCCAUGAGUGGUCCUCAUAGCACUCGUUGUGACAUAAGCUCCCCCAGUGGCUCUCCAGAGCCAGAAGGGGCUGAGGAGGUGUUGGCCUUCUGGGUGAUUCAUAGCACGUACUGUCCCUAGAAGGCUCCAAGAAAACCCACAGAAAAGGCUUUGGCCCAAGGACCUGAACAGACAUUUCUCCAAAGAAGACAGGCGAAUGGUCAACAGAUUUCUCACCAUCACUAAUCAUCAGGGAAAUACAAGUCAGAACCACAAGGAGACACCACCUCAUGUCUGUUACACGGCUGUCAUCAGAAAGAUGAAAGAUAACAAGUGUUGGCAAGGAUGUGGGGGAAAGGGACACCUCCCACACUGUUGAUAGGAAUGUAAAUUGGUGUAGUCAUUUUGGAAAAUAGUAUGGAAGUUUCUCAAAAAAUUAAAAAUAGGGCUACCAUGGGAUCCUGUCUCCUCCUGAGUCUGAUAUCCACAGGAACUGAAAUCAGUUAUCUCAUAGAAAUAUCUACACUCCCACAUUCAUAAUAGCCAAGAAAUGGAACCAACUUACAUGCCCAUCUGCAAAAGAAUCGAUGAAGAAAAUGUGGCAGGUGUGUUUACAACAGGGUGUCCCAGAAGUUGCCCCCAAAUUCUCCAUCCAUAGGGAAAAUGGAAAAAUGUAGCUAAAUGUACCUUUAUUUACAAAUUAUUCAUUACAAAAUAUUAUAAAGAGCUGGCCAACAUGUAGAAUAUUCUGUAAAUAUUUUGUAAAAUUCUGUAUAAUUUCUCAUGUACCGUCCAGACGGUGACUUUGGGGGCAACCUCUGGGACACCCUGUAUAUAUAUCAAAUGGAAAAUGAUUCUGCCUUUACAAAAAAGGAAAUCCUGCCAUUUGCAACAUGGAUGAGCAUGAAGGAUACUGAGCUGUGUGAGCUAAAACAGACACAGAGAGACAGGUCCUGCAGGGGCUCAUGUGCAUGGAUCUCAGAACACAGUGAACUCACAGGAGGAUGGGGUGACAAAGAGAGACAGGUCCUGCACAGAUCAUGUGGUGGAGCCCAGAAGACAGUGAACUCACAGGAGGAUGGGGUGACACAGAGAGACAGGUCCUGCACAGCUCACAUGCGUGGAGCCCAGAAGUCAGUGAACUCAAAGGAGGAUGGGGUGACGCAGAGAGACAGGUCCUGCACGGCUCACGUGGUAGAGCCCAGAAGACAGUGAACUCACAGGAGGAUGGGGUGACGCAGAGAGACAGGUCCUGCACGGAUCACGUGGUGGAGCCCAGAAGACAGUGAACUCACAGGAGGAUGGGGUGAUGAAGAGAGACAAGUCCUGCACGGUUCACAUGUGUGGAGCCCAGAAGACUGAACUCAGAGAAGGAUGGGGUGACGCAAGAGACAGGUCCUGCACGGCUCACAUGCGUGGAGCCCAGAAGACAGUGAACACACAGGAGGAUGGGGUGACGCAGAGAGACAGGUCCUGCACGGCUCACGUGCGUGGAGCCCAGAAGACAGUGAACACACAGAAGGAUGGGGUGACGCAGAGAGACAGGUCCUGCACGGCUCACGUGCCUGGAGCCCAGAAGACAGUGAACUCACAGGAGGAUGGGGUAACGCAGAGAGACAGGUCUUGCACGGUUCACAUGUGUGGAGCCCAGAAGACUGAACUCAGAGAAGGAUGGGGUGACGCAAGAGACAGGUCCUGCACGGCUCACAUGCGUGGAGCCCAGAAGACAGUGAACACACAGGAGGAUGGGGUGACGCAGAGAGACAGGUCCUGCACGGCUCACGUGCGUGGAGCCCAGAAGACAGUGAACACACAGAAGGAUGGGGUGACGCAGAGAGACAGGUCCUGCAUGGCUCACGUGCCUGGAGCCCAGAAGACAGUGAACUCACAGGAGGAUGGGGUGACGCAGAGAGACAGGUCCUGCACGGCUCACGUGCGUGGAGCCCAGAAGACAGUGAACACACAGAAGGAUGGGGUGACGCAGAGAGACAGGUCCUGCACGGCUCACAUGCGUGGAGCCCAGAAGACAGUGAACGCACAGGAGGAUGGGGUGACGCAGAGAGACAGGUCCUGCACGGCUCACGUGCGUGGAGCCCAGAAGACUGAACUCAGAGAAGGAUGGUGGUGGGAGGCGUCAGUCAGAGGAACAAGAUCUCACUUCUGCAGGAUGAAGGAGUUCCAGAGGUGCAGAGUAGUGGCUGUAAUUAAUAAUUCUGUAUUGUAUACUUGAGGUUUGCUCAGAGUAGAUCAUACAUGUUCAUAGUACUUCGACCACAACAAAGAAGGUAAUUAUGUGAUGACAUUGACAUAUUAGCUUCACCAUGGUAAUAGUUCACUGUGUAUAUCAAAACGUACACCUUAAAUAUAAACAAUUUUUAUAAAAACUUAAAAAUAAAGUUGGUAACAUACUGGCCAUACUUAUUUUUCCACUUAGCGUUUUUUUUCUUCUAACAGCCAGUUACAAUCCUGUGAAAAUUAUUUGGAGACCAGUGGCAUAGUGGUUCUGAGCCCAGGUUUCAGAGUUAGAUCUUGUUUUAAAUUCUGUUCCUGCCACUUAUUCACAGCAUGUUACUAAGUAAGUCAUUUCAGUUUCAAGUUUUGGUUUCCUUGUCUGUCAAACAGCAGAAUAAUUCCAACUUCACAGAGUUCUUACAAGGAUUUAAAGAGACAAUAAAUGCAAAAUUCUUAAAUGCUGUGGCUGACACAAAAGAUUAACUUUGGAUAUGAGGAGUUCUUAUAGUUUUUUCUUUUAGCGUAAAUUUGUUUUUAAAUCGUAAAAAACACAUAAAAUUUGCUAUCAUAACCAUUUUUAAGUAUACAAUUUAGUAGUGACAUAUAUAUGUAAAAUUUUUUUUUUCUCACAUUGUUGUCCAAAUUAUUUUUUGGAGUUUUUUUGUUUGUUUCUUUGUUUGCAAAAUGAAAAGUCUGUACCCACUGAAUUUGGCUCCAUGUUUUCCCCACCCUCAGCCCUGGUACUGCUAUUCUUCCUGUGUCUGUGCAGUUGACCAUGCUCGGAAACCGGGCAGGGGGACAGUAUAUCACGUUUACACUUUCCCAGUGUCCAGGCUCCAGUUUCAGUCGUCUCCAGAACACUCUUUAAGAAUCCCUAACAUGUACCUGGCUUAUUGUACCCUCAAUUAAUCCCCAACAAUAAAAAAAAAAUAAUAACAAAAAUAAACAAAUAAAUAAAAAUAAAAAAGCAAAAAAAAAAAAAAGAAUCCCUAACAUGUAACUGAGGCAGUGAAGUCUGCAUGAUUGACACUCAGGAAGAAGGAAAGUGUGUUUGUCCUUUUAUCCUCGAGAUGAAUGCCUGGCCCAUGGUGCUCUCUGCAGCAUGGUGCUCGGGAGGGGAGUGGUGCCCCCGUCCAGCUGGGAGAAGCCUUGUCCCUCGGUCUGGGUCCUACGCAAGUGGUGGGCUCAGCAGGGAGGGUCGGUUCUCCCUCCCCUCCAGGUACCGCGCACUGGUGGAGAUUCGGAUAAGGGAAAGCAACUGUUGGUGGCAGAAAACGCACCAUUCCGGUUGUCACUGAAUCAUUUGGUCAAAUCACUUCACCUCUUUGAGUGCCGAUUUUCUUAUCUGUAAAUGGGCGGUUCAACCAGACGAGUAGGGUUGAAAAUAUUUAUUUAAGCAGGAGCGUUCUUGUUUUUUCUUUAAGGGAGAGGUAGAUGUACGUGUGGGGAGAAGGGUUGUCACAUUUUGAAAGAUCUUUUCAAGGACAGUGUGGGAAACAAACUGGAGGAUGCAAAGGUGGGUUUGGCGGUGACAGAGGGAACAUUGUUCAGCCAGGGAUGGCAGCAGGAUGGAGAGAAAUGGGCGCUAGUGAGAAUAUUCAGAAGGUGAAAGGCCUAAGUACUGAGAGAGAGGAGGUGGGGAAUACGGAGGAAGACAUCAGAGGCAACUCUUAGUUCACUUUGCCUGCAAGACUGAAACAGAAACUGCUGGAACUCAGGGGAAAGAGCGUGUUUGUUUUUAGACUUGGUGGAGUUUGAGGAGCUGUAGACCGAGGAGUAGGCAGGCAGAUGCCUGGCUCUGGAGCUCAGGGUCUAUUUACAGAAAGUGACGGAAAACACGCUUCUCUCUGUGUCCC